This is a messenger RNA of Bacidia gigantensis, 1941 nucleotides long. RefSeq lists its product as uncharacterized. The coding region runs from base 1 to 1941 and encodes 646 amino acids. Lineage: Eukaryota; Fungi; Ascomycota; Lecanoromycetes; Lecanorales; Ramalinaceae. The record is from RefSeq and is a predicted model, not a curated record. The transcript has a single exon.
AUGGCUCCUUCAAAUGCUACAACGGCCAAGCCGCUCGCAGAGAGACAGAAUUCACGACCAAAUACCACAAAGCCAUCGACUCCAAAAGCAACGACCGUGAAUGGUGCAGGAAGAUCUCCAUCACUGCGAGGGGGAGUGACCCGCCCUGGACGAGCUACACCAAACAGAUCAGAUUCUCAACACCGAGCCGAUGAGCAAUUUGAAGAAGAGGCAAGAGCACAAAAUGCCGCACUCCUAGACGAACUUCGUGAAAGCACACGAAAAGCAGAGACUGCAUCUGAGGAGCUACAGCGGCAACUGAAUCUAUUGCAGGCAAGACUGGAAGAGUCACAGCAGUCUCAAAGCCGAUUAGAAGAUCACAUUCAUGAACAAGACAGCAAGAUUGAAGAUCUUGAAAUGGGCAAGUCCGAUGCGGCUCGUCAGAAGCGUGAUAUGCAAACUCUGUACGAAAGCGAACGGACUGCGUUAUUCAAAGAAAAGGAGGAACAGAAUCUUCGUGAGGAUGAAAUGCAAGGAACCAUCCAAAGAUUGAAAGAAAAUCUUGCACAGCGAGAAGCAAGAAAGGCGCAAGAAGGCAUCAAAGAUGUUGAUAAUGGUAAGUAUCCGUACGGCGUGGGUCUUGAUGUGACUGAUCAAGGCUUUCAUAAAGCGACUGAUCAAUUCGCGCCACCGAUUUCUCUUCAACGUAUUGGUACGGAUGACCAGUCGAGACUGGUAGCAACAAAGGACCGUGUCAUCGAAUCACUACGAUUAGAGCUUGCUGAGGCACAGAUCAAGAUAAUGGAAAUGGAUGGCAUGGGAGGUGGGCAGAUGCAUGAAGUAGAGAAAAAAUUGAUGGAGAUAAAGAUCGAGAAUGCUCGCUUGUUGGAAGAUAAUGAGAGCUUUCAAUUGCUACUUAGUGAAAAGACCCUUAAUGGAGAAUUCAGCAAAGCGGACGCAAUGCAGUCAACUUCCGGUCUGGGAUCAUUAGCAGAAGAGCUCGGAUCUGAAGACCUUGAAAACGCCGAAGAUAAAGGGGAACCAAGACGACGUCUAGAAUUGGAGAACAAAUCACUCAAAGAUCAGAACAGGGCUCUUGCAGUAUACAUCGAAAAAAUCAUUGGCAGACUACUUCAGCAUAAAGACUUUGACACAAUCUUCGACAAAAAUCCUGAAUUGUUAGCGGGUGCACCGCAUCCGCAGUCCAGCGGGGCAGCCGAUGUAGACAAGGACUUACCUCCUCCACCUCCACCCAAGGACAAUCCGCCAAAUGAGGGAGGUGCUGGCGGCUUCUUGCAGCGUGCCAGAUCCGUCGUAUCUGGCCCUGGUAAGCGCCCUCGACCAGUCAGUCAGAUGCCGCCUACCACAGAGUCGCCUCUCGCGCCAUCUGGACCAAAUGAGGACCCAUCGAAAGCACCCAGGAUACCCCUUGGUCGUUCUACAUCCACCCGUGCUGGCCAUGGACGGUCCCGAUCUGAUAUGCCUAAUGUUGCCCCUAUCGUCAAUCAAAUGUAUAGAGGACUCUCCCCUUCAAGGGUACCAGGACCUUUAGGCAGUCCUGGGCUUUCUCCUUCAUCGACAGCAGCUCGAACCUCGUUCUUCUCCCAGGCCGCUUCACUAUCAGGCUCGACGCAGCGUGCAGUUUCUUCGUCACGUACCUCUAAUCAGGAGAAGCCCACACAGGACAAGCCACCCGGGAGCAGUUCCAACAGCACCUUCAGUGAUCGUAGUGGAGGUGUUGAUGGCACACCUAAUAGUGCAGCAGCAAACAACUUCACGGGAGCAGUUAUGACGCAGAAUCGUCUACGACCAUUACGACUAGUACAAGAGAACAAGGAGAUGGAGGGUGGUGAUGAUACCAAAGCGCAGGAAGAAGCCACUGCUGCAAGGAAGAGAGCAAAUCGCACCAGCUGGAUGCCCAAUUGGAUGGCUCAGCGCAAUGUCAGUAAUGAACAAUCAUAG